AUACGCUGUGCAUUAUCUAGUAAAAUAAUAACACUCUCAAGCUCCACUGGGCCCGCCUCGUGGGCCUAUUUAUUGUGAGGACUUCUCGCGAACAUUGGGGCACUGCAUGCAACUUCAAGUUGUUGGCCCCUUUACAGGUCACAGGUUCAUCUAAGGGACAAUUGUCUUCACGCGAGUUGUAUAUCUAAAGCCCUCAAGCCGCAGCAUGGCCCGCCAGGACUCAGAUCGAUCUCUCCCCUGCCUACAUCGGCAAUCCCUGAAAGACAAAGUCGCUGUCAUCAGCGGGUCCCACGGAGGCCUCGGCGCCCAGAUUGCCCGGGAACUCUCAGAGAGCGGUGCAAAAAUCGUCCUUAACUACCCAUCCUCCACUCGACGAGACCGAGCAAAUACAGUUCUAAAUAGUCUGCAUACGCCUGCCAUCGCCGUGGAAGCCGAUAUCUCGACCACUACCGGGCCUCAAAUCCUCAUAAAUGCAGCCGUCGCUGCCUUUGAAGUAAUUGACAUCCUAGUCAAUAAUGCUGGGAAGACGGUGGAUCUUCCGUUUGAAGAGCAGACCCUGGAGCAUUGGGAGACGUUGGUCAACGUGAAUGGCCGCGGAACCUUCCUGCUCACCCAAGCGGCUCUUCCUCAUCUUUCGCCCCAAGGAUCGCGAAUCAUCAACAUUUCGAGCAUCUCGGCGAAGGAAGGAAUGGGUAUGCAAACGUUAUUAUCCGGAACCAAGGCUAUGAUUGAGAGUUUUACCAAGGUGUGGGCCAAGGAGCUCCCUCCGAAGUAUCACUGCACCGUCAACUGCGUGUCCCCUGGACCAACGCGCACCGAAGCUUUCGGCGCGGCUUUGGCUGGAGCGGAGUUCCAGAGGAUCAUAAAUCCUCUUAUUGAGGGCACACCCGUUGCCAACAGACCUGCAGAGACAAGUGAGAUAUCGUACGCCGUCCUAAUGCUAUGUCAUCCACGUGCGACAUGGCUGAAUGGGGUCAACCUGAUUGUAAGUGGCGGGUUGGGCGUCUAA
This is a messenger RNA of Aspergillus alliaceus, 1009 nucleotides long. Its product is annotated as SDR family NAD(P)-dependent oxidoreductase. The record is from RefSeq and is a predicted model, not a curated record. The transcript has a single exon. NCBI's taxonomy places the organism in Eukaryota, Fungi, Ascomycota, Eurotiomycetes, Eurotiales, Aspergillaceae. The coding region runs from base 206 to 1009 and encodes 267 amino acids.